This is a messenger RNA of Thunnus maccoyii (southern bluefin tuna), 1540 nucleotides long. It is a transcript of the gene sla2a, whose product is annotated as Src like adaptor 2a. Gene Ontology annotation, molecular function: protein binding. Lineage: Eukaryota; Metazoa; Chordata; Actinopteri; Scombriformes; Scombridae. The coding region runs from base 301 to 1074 and encodes 257 amino acids. The record is from RefSeq and is a predicted model, not a curated record. The transcript has 8 exons.
GGAAGCCACGUCUCUUAAGCCAGCAAACCCCCAAUAAACAGCUGCAAAAACAUAGCAGUCUUCAUGGGAAGAGAGCGGAGGAGUCAUUCAGAUUGAUCAGCAGGACUGAGUAGAAACCUGAGCUUUCACAUAUAUUUCAAGCAUUCGUGUGUGUGUUCUGAAAGCAGACGGGCAUCUUUGGACAAGAAGACCUGGAAUAUAUCUGUUGCUCUGGGAAGGAUCGGACUAACCUCUGGGACGAACAUUUUAAAUACAAGAAUUGAAAGAGAGCAACUUCAAAUCAGCAAGAAGCCAAAGAACAUGGGUACCUGCCCCAUCAGAUGUAGAUCCAACUUGACAAGCUUAGAAAAUCCACCUGAACCUGUAUCACCAGCCUCGCAGGAGAGCAUGAUUGUGUCCCUCUGCAACUACCCGUCCUUCGGUCACACAGAACUGACCAUGUGCAUUGGGGAAAGACUCGUCAUCAUAUCAGAUGAUGGUGACUUUAUGAUGGUGAGAUCCACUACCACAAAUCUUGAGAGCUACAUUCCCACCAACUACACUGCCAAGGUUACAUAUAAUUGGCUGUUCACCGGCAUCAGCAGGUACAAAGCAGUGGAGCUGCUCAUGCAGCCCAAUAACAUAAGUGGAGCCUUCAUGAUCCGAGAGUCAGAGACAAACAGAGAUGGCUACACGCUGUCUGUCCUGAGGAGAACCAACCCUUCGUACCUGGACAGUGUGAAGCACUACCGCAUCUCUCACCUCCAAAACGGCUGGGUCUACAUAUCUCCAGGACUCACCUUCCCCUCCCUGCGUCACCUGGUGGAACACUAUACAGAGUCUGCAAAUGGAUUGUGCUGUCGGCUGACAGUGCCUUGCUUCAUCCAGGGUUCAGACAACUCCAGACAGACAGCCAGGCCUAUACCAACAACCACCCGGAGGCCUACCAUCAACUGGAAGGACAUAAGCAGGUCUGUGAUCUUCAGGAGGAAGAGAACAGAGUCGGACCACUCUCUGGUGAGCGAAGGGCUGAGGGAGGCCAUCAGCUCCUAUCUCCAAAUGACAGAAGAUAAUGAUCAUAGCUGGGACACUUGAGGAAAGAUGGUUCAGUUCAGUGUGGGGAGAAAGAAGCUGACAGAGUGCAGCGAGAUGCUGCCCUGUCUCACCUGCUGUCUGGACAAUCCAGUGGAAGAGGUCGUCUGCAUGCCCCAAUGUGGUCUUCGAGGAACGCCCUGGGAUAGCAGGAGGGCUGAGGCACUACAAUGUGUAAAGUUGUGACAUACUGUAGGAUAUGUCAGUAUGUGGACUGCUUUUUUGUGUCCAAACAGGCACACAGUGGAGAUGUGAGCAGAAAAUGGAGAGCCAGUGAACCAUUUUCUGUUUGGUCUUGUUUGGUAUCAAACAUUUAAUUAUUGUGAAUGUGUCUUAAAUUAUAACCUAAUUAUAUGUACAUGCUGUUUGAAUGUAAUAGUCUAAGUGAACUAUAUUGCAGUGUGCAGUUAUGUAAUUGGAAUCCAAUAAAAUAUGUUUGUUGUGUAAUAAAUGAGCAACACACAAAUAA